Molecule: messenger RNA, 7639 nt
Organism: Carassius gibelio (silver crucian carp)
Lineage: Eukaryota; Metazoa; Chordata; Actinopteri; Cypriniformes; Cyprinidae
Product: fibroblast growth factor 10
Exons: 5
Coding region: 6525-7151 (208 amino acids)
Biological process (GO): positive regulation of epithelial cell proliferation; positive chemotaxis; fibroblast growth factor receptor signaling pathway
Cellular component (GO): cytoplasm
Molecular function (GO): type 2 fibroblast growth factor receptor binding; growth factor activity; chemoattractant activity
Source: RefSeq, a predicted model, not a curated record
GUUCUGUGUGUGCGGACUGUGGCCGGAGAGGAGCGGGCUCUUCACCCUGGGGACUGCAAGCAGCUGCUCAAACCUAAACCUGUGACACCUUCCAACCGAGAUGUACCAUGUAGGUUCGAAUGGACAGUGGGGAACUGGAAUGAGUGCUCUAAAAGCUGUGGGCGUGGAGUGAAGAAGAGACGUGUGCACUGCCCUGAAUACCAGCGCUGCAACGUCACGCUCAAACCCAACAACACUGAGUCCUGCAAUCUCCAGCCCUGCACCAGCUGGGCCACUGAAGCCUUGGGUCAGGCCUGGUUUGUAAGAAAAACAGCAUGUCGACACGUUUCUGUGAGAAACUCAAGCUGCUGGGUCGCUGCUCGCUGCGCUCGAUCAUCAAGCAGUGUUGUGUCACUUUACUGAUGUAACACUUCAGAGGUCAGGCUUGGGUCAAUGACCAAAAGCACAGACUACUGGACACUCUGCACGCAGAGGUUCAUGUGCUCUAGAAAUACAGAUGUCCCUCUCAAAUAUAUGAAAAAUAUGUGGUUUUUACUUGAACAAAGGAAUCCAUGGCUUUUGACGAUGUGUUUCUUACAUUUGUCUUUAAAUGUGUCUUGAAAUACUUCAAGCUUUAGUUCCAGGAUUCAACAUCAGUUUGACAAGUAACCUAAAUGUUAUUUUUUGCACUCAUUUUGGACCUGUUGUUGUUCUUCUUCUUCUUUUUAACCCCCAAAAAAGUCAAGUUCUUGACAAGUUUACAGGUUACAAAUUUGUUACAAAAUAGUUCCAUUACAAAUAAAUGCUGUUCUGUUUAACUUUGAACGAAUCCUGAAAACAAAAUGUAUUACGGUUUCCACAAAAAUAUUAGAUCGUAAAAACUGCUUUCAGAAGUGAUAAGAAAUGUUUCUUGAGCAGCAAAUCAGCACAUUAGAAUGAUUUCUGAAGGAUCACGUGACACAGAAGACUGGAGUAAUGAUGCUGAAAAUACAGCUUUACAUCACAUAAAGUAUAUUUUAAUAUUCACACAAAUAGAAAACAGUUGUUUGAAACUGUAUCAACACAAUUUUAUUGUUUUUACUGUAUACCAUACUGUUUUAACACAAUAUUACUUUUUUACUUUUGAUUAAAAAAAUGCAGCAUUGGUGAGUAGAAAAGACUCAUUUCAAACACAUAAAAAAAUCUUACCAACCCUUAAGUUUUGAACAGUAUUUUUUCUUAGUAGAAUAUCAUGUUCAUAUAGCUUAGCAAUUUGUUAACAUAAACUACUGGAUUCAGUCUUUGCGUAUGGGCACAAAUUGUUUUAGGAAACCAAACCAGGUAUUUAAAUACUGAGAAAUAAAUAUGAACUUCAGAAUGUCUUAGUAUUUGACUUUUCUCAAUUUUAUGUUAAUGACAGCAGCACUAUUGACACACAAAACCAGAUGAUCAUGUUCUCCAGCAUGAUUUGAGAUGUCCAAAAUAGCAUCUUGAGCUUCAGUGGAAGCAAGGACAUCUUUUUAUAUUGUUUUCAUAUUUUCAUUGCUUUAAGUGGGCCAGUACUCACUGGUAGAGUACCGCCACUUCCAAAUAUAGCUCUUGAGCGUACCACCACCUCUCCAUGCGCCCAGAACGUGCUUUUAGCAUGCUGGUACAUUCAUUUUGACAUCUGUUUUAAUAGAAGUUUUAAUCCUUUGCCUUCACUGCAGCUUUUCAGAGCACCCUUCACAAUGCACGCUUCCUAAUUCUUCCUAGUUCGGAGUAUGGAGCGUGAACCAUUUGAACCAGUUUGGGAGUUCGGAGCGGGAUCACGAAUCAUUUGAGUCAGUUCGGGAGUUCGGAGCAGCUUCGCGGAUCAUUUGAAUCAAUUCGAGAGUUCGGAGCGGGUUCGCGAAUCAUUUGAGUCAGUUUGUGAGUUCGGAGCGGGAUCGCGAAUCAUUUGUGUCAGUUCGGAGCGGGUUCGCGAGUCAUUGAGUCAGUUUGGGGAUCGCAAAUCAUUUGAAUCAAUUCGGGAGUUCGGAGCGGCUUCGCGAAUCAUUUGAAUCAGUUCGGGAGUUCGUAGCGGGUUUGCGAAUCAUUUGAGUAAGUUCGGGAGUUCAAAGCGGGUUCGUGAAUCAUUUGAGUCAGUUCGGAAGUUCAAAGCGGGUUCGCAAAUCAUUUGAGUCAGUUUGGGGAUCGCGAAUCAUUUUAAUCGGAUGGUGAGUUCGGAGUGGGAUCGCUAAUCAUUUGAGUCAGUUCGGGAGUUCAAGGCGGAUUCGCGAAUCAUUUGAGUCAGUUUGGGGAACGCGAAUCAUUUGAAUCAGUUCGGGAGUUCGUAGCGGGUUCGCGAAUCAUUUAAGUCAGUUCGGGAGUUCAAAGCGGAUUCGCGAAUCAUUUGAGUCAGUUUGGGGAUCGAAUUAUUUGAAUCAGUUCGGGAGUUCGGAGCUGGUUCGCGAAUCAUUUGAGUCAGUUUGGAAGUUUGAAUGCAGUAAUGCAGUAGCUCUUUCUAAGGGUAUUUUUUCAAAAUCCUUUUGCACAUUUUAUUUAUGUUCAGUAGUUCUUUCUAGCUCAAGCAAAUCCACAAACUAAUAAAAUGAUUUAUUAAUAAGGUUGCCUGUUGACUGCUGUAUAUAAAAGCCCUUCAAUAUAGUUGUUGUUACCUCAGGGGAUGAGGGGAGUCAUCAAAAAAAAAAUAUAUAUAUAUAUAUAUAUUUUAUAUAUUAAAGGUGCUGUAGGGAACUUUUGUAAAAAAAAUAUUUUUUACAUCUUUAUUAAACCUGUCAUUAUGUCCUGACAGUAUAACAUGAGACAGAUUAUCUGUGAAAAAAAUCAAGCUCCUCUGGCUCCUCCCAGUGUCCUAUUGCCAUUUGCAGAAACUCCAUCGCUCCCGGUAAAAAAUAGCCAAUCAGAGCUGCGGUCCGUAACUUUGUUUGUGUUCAAAAUGUAGAAAAAUGUAUAUAAUAAGCGAGUACACCAUGAAUCCAUUUUCCAAACCGUGUUUUUGGCUUGUCCUGGAUCAUAGGGUGCACCUAUAAUAAGUGUUUAUAUUCGGACUAUGCUUAGGGGGUACCGCGGCGGAGUAACCCAGUACCUUUGUGAUUCUUCAUGGACAUAAACAGAGAGAAGUAGUUCCAGAUACGAUGUUCUUCCGCAAAAUGCAAGCAGUUCUGUUUAUUAACCGCUAGAGCGUCAAAAGUUCCCUACCGCAGCUUUAAUAUAUAUUAGUAGAGUACCGGCACCUCUUUUGGGCCACUUAAAGCACUGCAUAUUUUUAUUAAUUAAAUUUAUAAUCCUAGAAUCAUAUUUUGCUCCAGGCUUCAGGGUCACAUGAUCCUUCAGAAAUCAUUCUAAUAUGCUGAUAUGUUUAAAUGAAAUUAAAUAAAAAUCCAGAUUUUUGAUGGAGUUUCAGACCUUUGCAUGUACUCGUAACUCUAAGUCUAAGGGUUUGAACAGGACAUGCAGAAAUAGUAAUGGAAACUUUAAAACUUAGUCCACUACUAAAUGUAGCUUGCCACUUGUCCAUUGUUUUUCAGGUCACCGUAAAAUGGGAAGAGAUGACUCUGCAAUCCAAACCGUGCCGAUUCAGGCUCCAUUACAGAGGUCGGGUUAAAUUAGGCCAGAUUUGGCCAGGUUUUCUAUCCCUUAUAACUUGAAACCCACUUGGCACCGCAGCGCUGUCAGCUAGGUCACAGAAUGAUCACAUUUGUCAGCCAUGUCACACCAUGUUAGCGCCCUAGAUUUUGUGUUUCAUGACAAAGCAGAUUACAUAACCUUGAUUUUAGCUCAGUUAUAUAAUCGCACAUUACUGUGAUGUGCAUCCAGCAGUAGAGGUCUGCAUACGCAGUGCGAUUCUUAAAUGGCAGCGAGGCGACUUCCCUUUCCUGUGUAUCACUUAAUAAUUCAGACGUCCAGUCAGAGCAGAUUCAAUGGUCCUGAUUAAACUAAAAGCAGAUCACUUCAUAAUAUUACUUAACUACAACAACUUGUCUAACUUUACACUUCGGACCGAAAUUCGGCAUGUCACGCACUACAAUGUCAUGAGCACACAGCACCUUGUGGAGUGAGCAAGUUCAAUUAAGUGUUAACUUAAACAUCUUAAGACAUGGGUUAUGAUGAGAUUAUAUGAUAUCCAUUGGUUAACAUACGUAUAAGGUCAGAAUGAUUUCAUGACAAGCAUGUCCAGAAGCGGAAAACAAGAAACCAUCGCUGCAAGCGGACACCCCGACACCUUCAGUGGACACUCGCUUCAUCAAAUAUUUACUUUUAGUAACUGCUCAAGCCUAGAAUGGACGAAAACACAUAGCAUUCAAAUAGACAGAGAUUUCUGAGCUAGGUUUAAAUCUACUGAAUAUAAAUAUAAAGCAGCAUCACUUACCAUAAAUACUCAACCCCAAAGGGAUGCACCGAUGUAUCGGCCAAAAAUAUAGGCCGAUAAAAGCAAUUAUCUGCUAUUAUAUGAUCAGCGCCAAAUAUAUCCUGUCAAUCAAAAGGGGGGCGGAAAAACGAAAGAAGAAAGUUUCUAGCAAAACUACUUUAUGUGUAAUUGAGUUGUUUACAAAAGUUUUAUUUUGAAUGUUUCUAUCUGAAAAAAAAACACAGCAUUGAAUAUAAUACUCUUGUUGAUCAUUUUUACCUCUAAUAUUAUAUACCAAAAGAGAGGGCUCCCUGUAUAUUAAACAAAACUAUCGGUUUCGGCAGAUAUUAUUCUUAAUAAUCACUUACUCGACUGAAAAUGUUCUGUGCUCUAUAAUAAUUUGAAUAUUCACCCCUGACUUUUGUUUAUUGUACUUUUAAAACAUUUUAUGUAAAGUAUUUGUACAUUUAUAUUCAAUUCAACAAAUGAUGCAUUUAUUUUGUAGUUUUGUCCAAAAAAUAAAUAAAUUGUUGGACUGUAAUUCAAUAUUUUUUCUAAUAUGCUGUUAUUUGAUGCAAGUCUCUCAUUGGAAGUCGGGUAACUGUGCUGUUUCUAACUGGAUUUGAGGAACAGUACCAAGAAAUAGAUCUAUCCAGAUAAAAAUAACGCUAAAACCCAGAUCAUAGAGAAAGAUAAACCUCUGGCUUCAGCACAAUCCUCCAAAUCUUUCUUAUAUUACAGGAAAGGCCUCACUUCAACUGAAUUGACUACUGCAUGUUUUUCAUAUAAAAACCAUGACCAGCGUGAUCACAUAUGGGCGGUUGUUGGCUGCCACAGCAUUUGACUUUAUUUGAGUUUUAUCCAUGGGUUACAAAAAAUAAGGCCUUACUGAAAGCGAAUCAUGUUGCGCACUCAAGCACGUGUCAAAUGCAAGAAUGUGUGACUAGGACUGGAUAAUGUGGCAACAAUAUGGCUUUUUAGUACUUCGUAUUUCAAAGCAAAAAUAAAUACUUUGUUGGUGUGAUCGUAAGAGGGGCAACAAGCCAGUCUCGUUUUUAGAAUCCUGAAAGGCUUUUACGGGAAACAAUGCAGGAAAUGCAGAUAAGAUAGUGAUGUUUGAGAAGGCAGAUAAAACCAACAACACAAGACAUUUAUCACUGGAAACACAUUUCAGUUCGUCAAUACUCUAUAAAACUGUGUGGGAUCAAUGCGAUCUAGUUCUUGUUUUAAAUUAAAUUUAACGGAGCAACAGAACAGUUUCGUCUGACAAACUGAGCUAGAACUAUCACAGCUACUGAUAAAUAAUAAUAGAAGUUAGAACAGUCUACCUGGAAAUUAUUGGACAUUCACCUAUAUUUGUCUUAUUUUGUGUGAGCACUGUGAUGGACUACUUUUAGGCUGCUUUUAUGUAUUUUUGAAGCAUGCUCACUAACAACUGUCACUGUAUGGACAUUGGACAACAGCAGCAUGAUCAUUUUUUAAAACAUCUCCCUUUGCAUUGAACUGUAAAACAAAAGUGGUUUUAUUAAUUUGGAUCAUACAAAAUAAAAUUAGACUAUUUGAACUAGAUCUUUUCCUUCUGAUUGUUUUCUUCAAUUAAAUGUUAGUUAAAAGCCUGUAGUCUUACUAAAAUAAUCAAUUUGUUAACACGUUACAUGACCCAUGCCAAAAAGAAAAGACAAAACAUGACGAUUCCAAAACUUUAUCAAACUAGAAGCUUCUUAUGAUUAGAUGGGACCAAUCAUAGUUACGUUUGUUCAUCUUAAGUGUCUGUUCUCUUUUCCCAGCUCACUAUCAAAGAGCUCCAGAUAACAGCCAUUCACAAAAGCCCUAGCAGACGGAGGGGUAAACACGACGAGGAGGAGCAAAAGCUGCGUGUGAGUGUGAGCAUGGAGGAAGGGACCUAGAAUGACAGACGAGGAGUAGGGAGGGGUGAGGAACCAAGAGAGAGACGGCAGCAUUUCUGUGAACCUCCUGGAGGUAGGAGAUCACAUCAGGAGACAGGAUGCCAGGACACAGUCGUUUUGACGCACAUUCCCUGGAAACACAGGAGGAAUAAGUGCUGCCAUGAUAUCCAUUCUCAAAUGGGAUUAAUAAAGCACUUUACAUCUGCAGUAGAAGCUUUAUAGACUAACUCCUCAGCCUAAUUCCACAACUUCAUGCUUUCUUCACCGGUCUUAAGUGUUCUCUGGAGCGAGAGGCAUCCCUGCACAUUCACUGAGCAGCAUGUCCCAUGAGAAGUACCAUGAGGACAUGGACAGUGAGUAACAGUGUGUCUGCAUGCUGGUCGGUGUGUGUCGUCUAUCUUCUUGCCGUCUCCGUGACCUUGGCGUCCAGCGUCACCUGUCGCAGCGCAUGUCCCGUGCAGCGGGCGCUCAGGGUCACCAACUCCUCAUCCGCCUCUGCCUCAGCCUCAGCCUCCACCUCCGGCCGGCAUGUGCGCAGCUAUGUGCACCUCCAGGGAGACGUGCGCCAGAGGAAACUCUUCUCCUUCCAGAAGUUCUUCCUUAGGAUCGGAAAAGACGGGAGAGUCAACGGCACCAAGAGCAAAGACGAUCCCUACAGUAUUCUGGAGAUCACAUCAGUGGAUGUUGGGAUCGUUGCCAUCAGAGCGAUCGGCAGUAACCUUUACCUGGCUAUCAGUAAAAGGGGAGAACUGUAUGGAGCGAGAAACUAUGGUAUAAACUGCCGUCUGAAGGAGCGCAUCGAGGAGAACGGGUAUAACACAUACGCAUCCGCCGAGUGGAGGAACAAGAAACGGCAGAUGUUUGUAGGUCUGAGUGCUCAUGGAAGGCCUCUGCGCGGGAGAAAAACCCGCAGGAAGAACACAGCUACACACUUCUUACCCAUACUGGUGUGACUUUUGUUCAUAAUGCUGAUGGGACGGAGAGAUAUCAGUGAUAAAGACUUUGUCCACAUGUGACUCUCUGUAGCUGCGUUCCUCUCAUACGCUUCCGUGUUUGCUCUUUAGUUCAUGGCACUAGAUCAAACUUUAUACCCAUGCAAGUAAACAUUCAUGAACGCAGGCUUUCAUUUCCAUUAAGCAUCAUUCCAGUAAUCUAAAAUAAUGGACUAUGUGUGCAAGAGUUUUUUGUGCUUGUCUGCUUUGAUUUCUUUCUGAUGGACAUGAACGUCUUGUAGUGCAUGCAUCGCACGGAGAAAGAGAGAGUGGGGAUGUAUAUGGGAAAUUUAUAUCUUCUGAAAACUGUUUUGGACUGCUUUGAAAUAAUUAAAUUAUUUAUUUGUAUUGUAUUUAAAUAAAAUACUCUAAAAAACAUAUUAAAAGCAUAUAAAAAUGGAUAACCUCUAAUUCCUGUGAAAUAAAAUCUAUUUUGUUAUCCUCCUGCA